Molecule: messenger RNA, 2311 nt
Organism: Frieseomelitta varia
Lineage: Eukaryota; Metazoa; Arthropoda; Insecta; Hymenoptera; Apidae
Gene: Metrn
Product: meteorin-like protein
Exons: 3
Coding region: 1163-2170 (335 amino acids)
Molecular function (GO): hormone activity
Source: RefSeq, a predicted model, not a curated record
CUGCGCUGUUAGACGGAAAUAAUAUCUGCUGAAAAAAUGAAUUUCUUUUAGUAACAAAUAUGAUCAGCAGUUCUUGUGUCACGUUGGAGGAAAGUAUAGAAACGAAAGGAAGCGAAAACGAGACGAAACGAGAACAGAAACAUGACAAAGCCACUCGAUGAGGCAGGCAAGAGAGAGAGAGGAGAGAAGGGUGAGAGUCAACAGACGAAGCGAGUCGAGGUAAAACGAGUCGACUCGAGUCGAAGUGGACUCUAACGAGCAUGGUAAAGAACGUCAGGCUAGAGAGAAAGUGAGCGAGCGUGCGUGCAUGCGAGCAAGCGAGCGAGCGUGUGCAAUGAAACGAUACAGUUCGAAAAUAGUUGUGUACCAAGUUGUGUAAACGGUAUUGGCACGCAUAGCUGAUCAAACUGUUCGAGAGUCGCGUGUUGCUCAGUUGCUCACCGUGCUGUAACGUUGCCUUGUGAUCGAACACCUCGAUUUUCGACGCAUUCGACGGCAGUAAGCAUGAUCCUUCGAAUCUUCUCCACUUCGUUCCUCGUGCCUACAUCAUCGUACAGUCGUUCGACGAACAACACGCAGUGUAAGAACAAGAGCAAGUAGUUUACGCUAGUGAAUGGAACCUAAGGAGAGGACAUUUUCGAUUUAUCUGAUAUUUCCCCAUCAAAUGUGUUUCGUGCCUUUGAAACGCUAGGCCACCGCUGCCAUCGUCGUUAUGCCAUUUGUAUUUUCCUUAACAACGAUACUUAAUGUAAAAUCCAAGCAUCGCGCUUUCUCGUAACGGAGAUGAAAUUACGUUAGGAGAGUGAAAUAUCUACAUUUCGAAGAAAGGAGAACUCUGCUGUCGACUCGACCACCUGUAUACGCAUUUGUGUUUAAUCUUUUUCCCUAGCAGAACACUAGAUCUUUCAUCUAGCGUAUUUAACGUACAUAUGUGCGAGGAAAACGUACGCAUUUUAUACAUGCAUUUUCUCUCAGUGAAGUUGUAAAAAAAAAAAAAAAAAAAAAAGAAAAAGAAUAAACGGAGCCAACGAUGUUGAGACCAUACACUACCACGAAUUAAAUCAAGCCUGGAAUCUUAACAAGUGUCGAACUGGAAGAUCUUGCCUUUGCAGAGAUGCAAAUUCGACAAAUUUAGUCGAGACGAAGUUAAGAAACCGGAAAAAUGAGAACGCUCACGUUCAUAGGUUGUUUGAUGCUUUUGCUAUUUUUACUGAUGUUCAUUAGCAUCGUGUCAUCGGCCCCUUCCUAUGAGCAUGUUGCCCUUCAAGCUGCUGACCAAUGCGAUUGGAUUGGAAGCGGAGGUGGAGGCCGUGGUGUUCGGCCAGUGUAUCUGCGAUGCUCCAGAGGAACAAUACUUUGGCGGUAUCCGCGCGGAGCUUUGCGCAUUGUUCUCUCACCCCCCGUUUUGGCUGGACUCGUAUCAAAAGUUAAUUACGAGCUGAACCAAAGGAAAGACAACGUCUAUACAAGAAACGACACACAUUCGAGUGGUAACGAUGGCCCUUUUCGAUUAUCUGGUUUUCGUACGUGUACCAAGAUUUCAGGACCGAUAAGGGUAUAUCUGGAAACUCGUGGCAAACUUCGGUCGAUAUAUUCACCGAGAGACGGCAAGGAUGUAGCUUCGCAUAGAUGUUUUCACGCGAAGAAACAGCCAGCAGCGCUUUACAUAGAAGCGGAGGAGUUUGUGUCCGGUGAACAUGAUGCAAGAUUGCAGUAUGAUUUAGAAUUACGAUACAUUGACAGUCGGCAGGGAUUGUCGCGACGAUUUAACGAUGAGGAAGAAGACUGUAGACCGUGUUCUAUGGAUGAACUGGCCAAGGCUUAUUGUCAAAGCGACUUCAUAGCCAGAGGUACAGUGAGCGCCGUCCAGAGACAACCGAAUUUGGAUGCUGCCGAACUCGUUCUUAGAGUAACAAAAAUUUUACGUCGAAUCGAAGAGAAUGAGGUAACAGAGAGUAACAACGAUGCAGAUACUACUGAUUCCCAUGAUCGCAGAAAUGUUCGUGUAAGAGUGCCAACUGCCUGCGAUGCACGUCAUGGACAAGGCGAGUUUGUGAUAAUGGCUAAACGAAGACUUGGUGAUCUUAUUCUUGUUUGCGCACCGAGGAUAGAAACUUGGGCGAAGGCAGUCCGCGAAUUGGAAACUGCACCAUGUGUUCUCCAGAGUUAGCGUUUCCAAGUUCUAACGAAAUGCCUGUAAAUAAUUUAUUUUCUUAUUCUGUGCUGUAAGAAUAUCGAUCUCCAAACUGUGAUAUUGUUCUGUGGAAAUUUUAUCGUGAAGAAAUACACAAUUUUUUAGCAAUACAAGUAA